Protomyces lactucae-debilis is the source of this 3440-nucleotide messenger RNA. RefSeq lists its product as uncharacterized. The transcript has a single exon. Bases 84 to 3380 code for a protein of 1098 amino acids. The record is from RefSeq and is a predicted model, not a curated record. Lineage: Eukaryota; Fungi; Ascomycota; Taphrinomycetes; Taphrinales; Protomycetaceae.
AAGAGACUCAACUGACUUAACCAUCAUGUCCAUUCCAUCUGCUGCCUCCUGAUUUCUGCUGCCAUGUGCAUGACUCAGCUAGCAUGUCUCAAGACGACUCGGACUCCUCAAGCCACGUCUUCGAGGUCGAGACCAUUCUAGCACAACGCUAUAACAGACAACACGCACGCAUUGAAUACCUUAUUAAAUGGGCCACCUAUGAUCUAUACGAGUCCUCGUGGGAGCCAAAAGAAGCACUUCAACAAAAUGCAGAUGAAGCGCUCAAUGACUUCAGAACCAUUUGUGCGUUGCGUGAGCAAGGCGAGCUGGCAGAGUUUGAUAUUGCCGAAUUUGAGGAGAAGCAAGCGCUCUACCAAGAAGCGCAGCGUGUGACUUCGAGUGGAUCAUCCGUGCAUAAUGUUGAUACGGUCUCUCGUCCUUCAGCUACGUUCAAUUCGAUACUGAUCGACUCGGACUCCAAUGAAAGUGAUACACCUCUCAAGAAGACCACGGCUAGGAAGGACUAUCUGUCUGCAGAGUUGUCAGAUGAAGAAGACGACGUACCACUCAAGGAAACCACUUCCAUCAUCAAAACUCCCAGUCGUCCACUCAAGAUCCUACCAGAGCAACAACCUGCCAAACCAACCUAUCCAACGCAAUUUCAACGGUCUGUUCUUCCCCCCGCAACCUCUAUUCCAGCCCAGCAGCACAAAAAGCCAACAGCACUGAGUAAAGAAUUAUCUAAAAUCCGCUCUUCUCUAGCUGCUAAAGCUCGUUCUGAAGCCCAAGUCAUUUCAGCUGUCAGGGCACGGAAAGCGCUUUCACCUGAAGUAAAACGACCUGGCGCUCCCGGCAGUGCUUCAUUGAAACGUAAACUGUCUCAAACUGGAUUUGAGCACGCACAGAUACGUGAGGAGGAGCAGAGGGAUGCUUUACAACAGCCUGGCAUUGGCGAUGACUUUGUAUAUGAGCAGCAGUCCCUCGCCACACCACAGUCUCCGGCAGUAUCAAGCCAUCAUCAUGAAGCGAAGGUGUCUCCGACUUCUGUUGCAGUACCUCGUACAUCGCUUGAAUUACCUUGGUCGGUCAGAGCAGCUAGGCAGGCUAUCUCUCCGGACAGGUCGCGAAUGAUGCACACAUGGAGAGUACCUCUACACACCCAACCAUCGGCAAGCAACUCGCCCAACAGACCCCGGACGGUGCAAGGACGACUUCCGAAGAGUCCAGAGGCAGCAAAGAGGUCACAGGGGGUAGCAUGCUCUCCAGCCACUUCGAGUGCUCCAUCGAAACCCAUUGUCAACAACAUGUCACAGCACAGAGAGCCGUUGAAAAGUCCAGUAGCCGCAAAGCAGUUGCCUCCAGAUCCGGCAGAUUUUCAGGCAACAUCAAGUGCCAAGUUGCAGGAAAUACACCAAUGGUCGGAGUCGCAACCCCAAGAUUCCCUGGCAACGGCUCCUUAUACAAGUCUAUCAAAUUCGUUGCGCGAGCAAACGCGUUCUCCUCGACCUGGCCCUCGUGUCGUCAUCAAGUCGCAAAAGCCAUUGCUUCCGCAGAACUCUGUCGACACACAAUCCCCUCGUCAUAUUGAAUCUACAUCGGCAGUGCCGUCGCAUCAGCAAAGCCCAACGACCACGAUCUUGCAAUGUCCUGACUUGCAAUUACUCUGCAUCACAGAUCCUGAUGAGGGGCCCGUUGAUUUUGGUCGCUUUCAAGUCAUGAACCUGCCGCCCGACUCGAUUUUCAUGGAAGCACCUGCGCCGUUCCAUGCAGCGGAUCCCGGUGCCGUGUACGAGAUGACGACAAGAAGUACCUUUUCAACGCAAAUUUUGGUCGACGCUUUAGCGAAAGAGGGCACGCGAUGUUGCAUCGCUCCCCUUAUUCCCGUUCCCACUACAAGUGAUUCGAUCAAGAAGUAUUGCCGCAGAGGUGUCUUUCUCUUUGAAGACCCAAAUUUUGUCGGUCUCUUAGUCAAUGAGAAAUCUGGCGCAUUCAAGGCAAUUCGAACGCUGAGCAAGCGUCUAUUCUAUGGCAUGGUUGCUCAUCCACCUACCCAGUACUACUUCAUUUUCGUCACAAAAUCACCGGUCACAAUGCUACCGGAUCAUGACGUGCAUCGUAUUGGCCUCAUGACUGAACUCGGCGAGCAAGCGCAUAUUCACAGCAUGUAUCAAGCGCUAGGCCCUCCACUAGCGGCCGUCGAUCAAGGUGGUGUGGUCCACCUCGAAGGCCCUCGAGAUCAUCCCGAUGUGCUUGCUGUUAUGACUUUUCUCGAAAAAAGGGUCAAGUUGCGUCCUCACUCAUCCAUGCUUGACUCAAUGCUAAUGGCUAAAGCACAACAACAAACUUUAUUUGUGCUUUUGCACAGUAGUGUCUUUGCUCCACCGUAUCUCAUGUCGGCUUGCAAAGGACUGGCUCAGGCUAAAAGCGACCGCACAGUGCAGUUUAUCGUUUUUGGAGGAACACCGUCGACCACGACAGCUGACUCGAGCAACGAAAACCUAGCAUUGAUUCAGAGAGGACGCUCGAGAGGGACAAAACUUUACAAAUGCGAAUUUGCAGGUUGCAGCCAGACGUAUACGACUAAAAAUGGUCUCAAGUAUCAUCACAACAAGUUCAAUCACGACGAAAAUGAUCAGCGAGAUGACUUCAAACCGCUUAAGUGCUAUCUUUGCGGCAAGCGGUUCAAGAGCCCCAAUGGCGUCAAGUACCACAUGACACAUCAGCAUCCGGCUCCAUCGCAUCAAAACGCACUUGAAGCCUGCUGGUCGCCACAGACUUCUUUCUCAGCACUUGCAUUCCCAGCAGCAAUCACGCAUCCUGGUUCGCCAACACUUCGAGAAAAGAGUGCAUGCCAUAUCCUUGUUGAACAUCAUGCUGCCGACUUGACAUCGCUCAGGGCACUUGUCAAGCUCUUGGGAACGAGCAGAUUCAAUUGGCACAUUUACAUCUCGCCAGCGUCGCUCAAGACUGCAGGGGUUUUGUCGUACAGGCAAGAUGUUGUGGCAAAGGAGACUUUCGAGGCUGCUUAUGAAAUUCUUGGGGAAAAGGAUGACAAGGAUGCCUUGUACCAGCCUCAAUCGGCAGAAGAAGCCAGUUUGUUGGGUCAACUUGUUAUUGAACAAUGGAUGCAGCAUGGUCGCAUUCAAAUCCUCGAUAACGUCGAUUGUGCAGAAGCUGCUCCCUCAUGGGAUCCUCCACAAAAUGCUAGCGGACGAAAUGUAUUGCUACUGCGUGAUGCCAUCUCAAUGGCUGCGUGGAAACAAGUCAGAGAUUUUCAAACGCAUCGACAUACAUUGGUCUUGGCGACUUAUGAGAGAUCCCUGGAAACUUGCUCAAUGGCGGAAGGGAUCGAAGCAACGACGUUGGUUGAGCUUGGAAGGUCAUUUGCACGAUUCCAGUAGCCUUGUUCAUAUAGCAAAUAGCAUGAAUGCAGCAUAAAGAAAUUGUGUAAAGAUCGAAAA